Messenger RNA from Paralichthys olivaceus (Japanese flounder), 2089 nucleotides. The record is from RefSeq and is a predicted model, not a curated record. Lineage: Eukaryota; Metazoa; Chordata; Actinopteri; Pleuronectiformes; Paralichthyidae.
AUGACCAACAACCACAAACAUUUGAGGUGCAGUGUGGGUACUUAUUACGACGCAGACCAGGGAAGGUGUGUGUUGUGUCCUGCGGGGACGUACCAGGGUGAGGAGGGACGGACGUCCUGUGAGGUUUGUCCUGGACCUGAGGGAAGAGAAGUGUCGAAGGUGGUCGGUGCUCGAAACAUGUCGGAGUGUGCGGGUCAGUGUUCCCCAGGUCAAUACUCUCAUGACGGCUUCAUCCCCUGCCUGCCCUGUCCACUGGGGACGUACCAGCCGGAGGUGGGCCGCACCACCUGCUUCCCCUGUGGAGGGAAUCUGGUCACCAAGCGCAGCGGUGCAGUCACCUUUCAGGAGUGUGAGACCAAAGUCCAGUGCUCUCCAGGACAUUACUACAACACCAGCACACACCGCUGCAUCCGCUGUCCAAUGGGCACGUAUCAGGCGGAGUUUGGUCAGAACUACUGUGUGGCCUGCCCUGGAAAUACCACCACCGACUUUGAUGGCUCCACCAACAUCAUGCAAUGCAAAAACCGACAAUGUGGGGGACAGUUGGGAGACUUUACCGGCUACAUUGAGUCGCCCAACUACCCUGGGAACUAUCCGGCCAACAUCGAAUGCACUUGGACCAUCAACCCGCCGCCCAAACGUAGGAUCCUUAUCGUCGUCCCAGAAAUCUUCCUGCCGAUUGAGGAUGAGUGUGGAGACUACUUAGUAAUGAGAAAGAGCUCUCUGUCCAACUCUGUGACGACCUACGAGACUUGUCAGACGUAUGAACGUCCCAUCGCCUUCACCUCCCGCUCCAAGAGGCUUUGGAUACAGUUCAGGUCCAAUGAGGGAAACAGCGGGAAAGGCUUCCAGGUCCCAUAUGUGACAUACGAUGAGGACUACCAGGAGUUAAUAGAAGACAUUGUGAGAGAUGGAAGAUUAUAUGCUUCAGAGAAUCACCAGGAAAUUCUCAAGGACAAGAAGCUCAUGAAGGCGUUGUUCGAUGUGCUCGCUCACCCACAGAACUUCUUCAACUACACAGCUCAAGAAUCAAGAGAGAUGUUCCCUAAAUCCUUCAUCCGCUUCCUGCGUUCCAAAGUCCUGAGAUUCCUUCGCCCCUAAGAAGCGUCCUCACCAUGUGUCUGGGUUAUAGAUUAAAUACCGGCCACAGUAUCUGCUUUUUUCCAACUGGCCCCAAAAAACAGUAUUCUGAAGUUGCCUGUUUUCACCUGGAGGGAUGAGGGGACAACACAUUCUAUAAAAAAUGAUCCUGAGUUGGAAGUAGACAAGACAAGCAAGUUAAUUCAUAACUGGAGCUUUUAGAGGGAACAUAGAUCUAAAUGAGGAUUCCUCAGAAAUCGGGGUCUCUUCCCUUUGUUUGGAAAUUUGGAAACAUAUUUUUGAAAAUUGUAAAUUACUUUAUACCCUCUUUUAGAUUUUGAAGUCACUUCUCAUGAUUUACAAACUGCAAGUCUGUAUCUGAAUAUUGCUAAAUAUUCUACAACCCAUCAUUAUGAGACUUGUGAUUAUGAACAUUGUGAUUAAAAAACAAAUAUGGUAGCUAAACAGAUGAAUGUCAGCCAAUGUAUCUAUAGUUUUAACUUAGGCUACUUUCACAGGUAGAGACGAAAUCCUGCAAAAUGACAGAAACAAAUAUAGCACAACGUUUUCAUGGAGAAAUUAGUGCCACUAAAGAAGUAGUGGCACCACAAAAGCAAUUAUUCUGAUGAAUCUUUUGUAUAUGAUGUAAAAAGUUUUAGGUGAAACGCUAAUGUAAUGUAGCAACUACAUACAUUUGGACAGUAUAGCAUUGCUGCAACUGCUUGUGGCUUUUUUUGGGGGGUUUUCCCAAAAAAAAUAUAAAAAAUAACAGUGGCUUUUAUGCAUUUAUGAGACAUCAGCUGCCUCGCCAGUACCUGUCAGUACAUUUUGUAUUAUGAACUAGCAACCAAAGACAACCGCUCACUCUGCAGAAGGUCAGAGACCAUGAAAAAAACAAGGCAUCCUGUAAAAUAGAACUGAGCUAUUCACCUGUCUUAGAUGAUACGUGUAUGUAUAUUUUCUAUGGUUUUGUACAUCUAAUAUGCUGUAAAUAAAGAUAGGAAACUUA